AUGGCGGUGCGUGGCGUGGGGCUGCUCCUCGGGCAGCUGGGCCAGGUGGUGGCGACGCUGCUGCCCAGGGCCCUGUGUCCACGGCUCCCCUCACAGCCGCCGGCGGAGACCGAGGCGUGUCUGCCCAUCGUCGGCGUCUUGACGGGUCUCUUCUUGACGCUCCGGCUCAUCCGGGCCCUUAGAAGUCGGCUUUACAGAAGACGCGAGAGGUGGCUCGCGGACACUCGGGCUGAGCAGAUCGAGGAGAAAUGCCAACUCGUUGACAAGCUUUACGCGGCCAAGAAGGAGUGUGCGCUGGUCGGGAAGUCUCUGGAGAACGCCCGGCGGGAGGAAGGGCCGGUGAAGGUUCCCGGCCCUGCGGCCGCUCACAGCAAGGUGCGGCCCGACUCCACGGUGAAGGAGCUGACUCCUGUGGCUCGAGACCUGAACGGAGCCAGAGCCGGGCCCCCACGGCCAGAGACGGGGACAGCAAGGGUGCCAGAAGUGGUGAAGCCCCUGCAAGAGGUCAUGGGAGCCACCACACCCCCGGGAGCUUCUCCUAACCUGCUUGGAGACCAAGAGCCGAGCCCCGGUGGUCCCUCCCCAGGAGUGGGCCUGGGCCUCAGGACACCACUGAACCCCCCUCUCAAGGCCUGGGCCUGGGCCUGGGCGUCAGAGCAUCGCUGAACCCCCCUCUCCCGGCCUGGGCCUGGGCCUCAGAGCACCGCUGAACACCCCUCUCCAGGUGGGCCUGGGCCUGGGCCUCAGAGGACCACUGAACCCCCCUCUCCAGGCCAGGGCCUGGGCCUGGGCCUCAAAGCACCGCUGAACUCCCCUCUCCAGGUGGGCCUGGGCCUGGGCCUCAGAGCACUGCUGAACCCCCCUCUCCAGGUGGGCCUGGGCCUGGGCCUCAGAGCACCACUGAACCCCCCUCUCCAGGUGGGCCUGGGCUUGGGCCUCA
Molecule: messenger RNA, 940 nt
Organism: Canis lupus familiaris (dog)
Lineage: Eukaryota; Metazoa; Chordata; Mammalia; Carnivora; Canidae
Exons: 3
Coding region: 1-666 (221 amino acids)
Source: RefSeq, a predicted model, not a curated record